AUGAUGGAAGAGGUGACAACACGCCCAAAUGUAGAAUACAUCGCACCUGUAACCCCUAAAGCAAAGCAAAGGCCCGGAUCAACAACUUUUACGCAAAUAGUAAACGAUGAUUCUAGCCUCCGAGUGAACGGAUUCGCAGAAAGCCGGUCAGAAAUGGACUCUCUAAGUUCGAUGCACUCUCUUGUCCUUAAUUCCAAGUCACCAACAACAACGGUAUUCGUCGCGGCGACCCAGCCAGAGCGACCCGUGAUCACGCCAAGCGCAGACGCACCUAUUAUCAACGGCCCCCACGUGGUGACUAUCAGGAUAAAUACCGACACUGAUAAGCCAAAAGCUCCAAAAAUAUCCAGUGUUCAUCUCAAAAGUGACGUGGAUUUUGAUACUUUCAAGUUCAAUGACUCCAACAAAAAGAGCAGCUUAGUCAGACUCAAUGUGGAUGACAGCGGACCUAAAAUACUGGAUAAUGAAGAUCUAUCAAAAGAUAAGCCACCGUAUAUUUACUGUAACUCGUACGUGAAUACAAUGUCUAAUAUGGUAAUGUCUAGUGGACAAUGUUCUCCGAGUGACACUUUGGAUUCAGGGACGUGUAGCGACCUUGAUGGUACACCACCGCCGUUGCCUAAAAAGAAGUCAUCUAAAUCAACCUCCACAAAGAAAGCCGUCUCCGUUACGGUAAUUAGCUCGACAAGAAACAACAGCGAGGUCGAUUUCGAAGAUAACGAGUCUAAUAUAUCGUGUGACUCGUUAAAUAGUAGUGAGUUAAAUGGAAGCGUGCACGCCGACGAAAGUCACAGCGACGAUCCAAGUAAAAAAGAAAAGAAACAGUCUUCCGAGACAACGAUACAGCCGCUAGCUAAAGUGAACAAUAAAGACAGCAGCUUUCUACCUCAAGGUCUCCUUCAAGACAUAAGAGACCGUUCCGCUAAACUUAACAACAUUGAAACUGAAAGUGAGCUAGUUGAAACGCAAAGUAUCCUCGAAAUAAGUCAGAAUAAUAAUGAAAAUGUUAAUUUAUCAAAAGAAAGCGCUCAGCUGACGUCAUUCCUGUUAGUUUCUCAACUAAAAAAUGAAACACAGAAAAAUAAAUCGGAGACUUUACUAGAGAAUACAACCCCAAAUAAAUCACCCUUAAUUAGUGAAAGUACUUACGAGGAACGCAAACAAUCGGAUAAGAUGAAAGAGAAAAGCAUUUGUUAUAGCAGCCAUUAUUUCGAUACAGAUAAAUUUUAUGAUUUCCACUUAAACGAAAAACAAUUUGAUGAUGUGCCUGUGAAAAGUGUAUGUGAAAAUAAAAACGUGUGUGAACUAUCGGAUAUGGAAUAUUUUGCUGGUAUCAAGGAUUAUAAAAACGAAGAGGCGCCUUCUACAAUAAAGAGUUCAAAAGGCACAAUCCGAGGUGUCAAAAAUCGAGUACGGGCUGGGAUCGCAACGUUUCUUCAAAUACAAAGCACUACUAAGAGUUACAAAGAAAAAGACGCCGGCAAGGUGGUUUUGUACACUACCACGAUGGGUAUAGUGAGGAAUACCUACCAGAGAUGCGUUUUGGUGAAGAAGAUUCUCCGUAACCUGCUGGUGAAGUACGAGGAACGAGACGUGUUCAUGAGCACGGAGUACCAGGAUGAAAUCCGGGAUAGAAUGAGAAGCGAGGAGAUACUAGUUCCGCAACUGUUCAUUGACGGCCAGCAUGUUGGGGACGCCGAAACCGUUGAGAAACUCAACGAGAGUGGGGAAUUGAGAAAAAUGUUGAAACCCUAUAAGAGUCCUGAUGCCUGCAACACUUGUCAGGUUUGCGGUGGCUUCAGGCUGCUUCCUUGCAGAAUUUGCAAAGGAUCCAAGAAGAGCCUGCAUAGAAACCACUUCACGGCAGAGUUCGUGGCUCUUAAGUGCAUGAAUUGCGAUGAAGUCGGUCUUGUAAGAUGUGAUGCUUGCUCUUGA
Molecule: messenger RNA, 1935 nt
Organism: Danaus chrysippus (African queen)
Lineage: Eukaryota; Metazoa; Arthropoda; Insecta; Lepidoptera; Nymphalidae
Source: the annotation of a GenBank genome assembly